AGUAGCGCGCGCCGGCAGAGGAGGGCUGAGCAAGGCAAGGCAGUCUCUCCUGAGCACUGUUAGAGGGAGGAAGUGCGCUGCGUCGAGGUCUCGCUGGGAAAUACGCACCUCUGUUUAGUAAUACUCCUGCCUGGCCUGCUGUGUGCGAGGCGGUUACCUGUGCAACACCUGAAUACGUAAACUGGAAACACUGCGGCCAGAAAAUGUUUUGAUGCAGAAGUAUGCUAGUAGGGGUGACCAGGCUAAUAUGAAAGAAGCAUUCACUUAAAAAAAAAAAAAAAGAAAGCGAAGAAAAGGGGAAAAAAUACAUCCAGGAAACGUGAUAUACAAGGAAAAAUAGUACAGUAGAAGGGAAUACAGUGAUAUAAUCUUUGGAGAAUUCGUGGUGGUGAUGGUAUGCGAGUGGUGUGCAGAAAACUAUGAUGAUGAUUAUAUAUUUAGCUCUAGGAAGGUUUGAGAGGUGGUGCGGCGGACAGCUGGCUCCGGGGCAGGCUGUGUACUUGUGUGAGGGAAAGGCAUUGGUAAAUACACUUCAAUAAGGCUCUUUACUUGCGCCUGGACACGGAACACUUCACUUCUCUCUGCCCUCAGGAUGGUGGACACAGCCACAUGAAGUUCCCUUCGAGAUGACAGCAAGACAGGUGUGCUAACCCAAGUGUACCCCCUCUUGCUGCAAAGAUGGACCCGUUCCUGACCAACGCGCGGCAGUUCUUUCAAGGCCUGCCCACCCCCACCCGCGGGUAUGAUGGCUCCAGCCUGGAAGACACCACCCAUGCUCCGCCCACCCCCACGCCCCCAGCCACGCCCACACUGCCGCCAACACACGGCUACUACCCGUACCAGGUGGGCGGGAGUCUGGUGGGGGCAGUGCCGCCCACCAGCCUGCCCGGCCAGCUGCCCCAGAGCCGCCCCAUCACCCCCGCCACACCCUCACACAACGUCUCGUCUUUUCUACAGCCGCCUUCCACCAAGCCCUCGGCCAAUGACUCCCGCUAUCUGUCCCACCUGGACCCCAUGCGGCAGGUGUCUGCGGCCGCACCCUCCAGGCCACUUAACCCGGUGGCCGACACCCGCGCCACUUCGCGCUCCUACAGUCAGUCAUCACUGGUGAUGGACUGCUAUGCCAGCCAGGCCUACAGCACACCCUCCACGCUCCCCCACGACAGCCUGCAUACCCCGCGCUCUUACUCCACGCAGGCACCCUCUGCCCUGGAGCCUCAUUUGCGGUCAUAUGGGCUGCAGGUGGCCAAGGCGGAAAGCAGGUACCUGGGCCGCCACCUGCCCUCCCAGCUGCCUUCCGCCAAGGAUGUCAGGACACAUGCCAUCCCCUUCACCGCCCCCUCCCUGGCCCCCGACCCACGCACACACCACCUCGACAGCAAGUAUGCAUCAAAACCUGAGGCACGGCCAGACCUGCGAGGGCUGGAGGUGCGGCCCGACCCACGGCCAGACUACCGGCAUGAGCCGUGGCCGCCGGUGUGCCGUGCCCCCGAGGCCAAGGCCCUGGAGCGCCUGGCCACAUCCGUCCACACCGCUGCUGCCGCCACCACCGUCAACGGCUCCAAGGACGCCCUGUACCUGCGGCGGCGGCCAGAGGAGUCACCCCCGACCCGCCACGGGGACGACCCCUACAGGAAGGCCCCACAGGUCAAUGGCUCCCGGGAUCCCCUCUACGCCAAUGGCUCCCACACUGCCUACCCUGCACCCCUGCAGAGGGAGCCAUCCUCUGAGCGGCCUGUGGACCCCCACCCGAAGGAGGACCUGGCCCUAGACCUCUCUGUGAAGACGGUGCGGCAGACGCCGGACUCCACAGCCCCGGACCCAGAGAAGAGUGGCGGCGGCGGCGGCAGUGGCAGCAGCAGCAGCAGCACGUCGCCACUCAGCUCGGUUAGCAGCGACCGGCUGGCCCACAGUGAUGCGGCCAAGUGCAGCUCAAGUUCCAUUCCCUCGGCUGGCCCAGGGAAGGUGAGCAAGGGCCCCUCCCCUGUGCCCAAGGCUACCCACGCCAUGGGCGGCCUGCUGCGGGCCACACCUCCCAGCCACGUGCCGUCCCCGUAUGGGAUCAACGGCUCCCCUAGUCUCAUGCCCAAUGCCGCCGCCCUGGCCAGAGUUCCUCACAUGCUGGCAGCCACCAAACGCCCCGGAGACCCCUCCUACCCAGAGAGCCGCCCCAAGGUGCGCCGCAGCAGCUCCCCGGCGGGUAGGGCAGCAGUGGCAGUGGCAGCAUCAGCAGCACACCAGCACCCAAGCGCCCACUACCCACCUCACCUGAGUGACAAGAUGCUGUACAGCAGCCACAAGGAGGCAGAGCACAGCCGUGGCCUCAACCUGCUGGCCGGAGCAUCGCUGGCCAGCAGCAGGGAGGUUGCAGAGCGGCGGCAGCCCAGCGCUGAGCGGAGGGACCCGUCGGCCUUUGAGAGGAGAGUGAUGCGGGAGGCCAUGGCGGGGCGCAGCGAUGUUGCCCAGGACAGGAGGGAGGCGGCCCUGGAGAGGAAAGGAAUCGGCCUGGAGAAGUGGCCCCAGAACGCUGCCUACGAGGCGGCCUACCCCCCUGCCAAGCCCCCAGAAACCUUUGACCAGUACCGAGCGUGGCUGAACCCGCCUGAGCCAGCUGGCUCCAAUGGGGAGCGGUCCAAGUACUUGCUGGGACAGAGCCACCAUGCUGCCACCUCCGUCCCCUCCACCAUACCUCAGCAGGGGUCCAGGGUUCACCCCACCCAGCACCCCCACUCCUACCCCACCUAUGGCCGCCCCCCAGACAGACUACCUCACACCCCCUACUCCCAGGCUGCCCCCCCAGCACUCCCCUCCACUCCCCACCAACAGGCUGGCAUGAUGCCUCCCUCACAGGGCAAGCUGCACCAGCCUUACAGCUCCAGCAGAGCCUCACACAGCUCCUCUCGCAGCAGCAAUAGCAGCAGUAGCAGCAACAGCAGCAGCAGCAACAACAACAGUAGCAGCAACAGCAUUGGAAGUCACAGCAGCAGCAGCAGCAGCAGCAGCAGUCACCCUCAGUCCACCAGUGCGGUUGCCUCGCUCUACACCGCCACAUACCCCCCCACCAGCCAGCCUGCCCCCCACCUCCCCCAGCCCCACCACCAGCAGAAGCAGGAGCACCACCGGUCAUCAUCCCAGUACCUGGCCUACCCACACUCCACCAAGGGAGCUGCUGCACAGGGCUUCCCUACACCCCACCAGACCUACCCCUACUCCCACCACCGGCCUGAGUCCAACCACAGCUUGUACCCCCACAAGAGGGCCAGCCAGGUGUCCCCUCACCCAGCAAGUUCCCCACACCCCUCAGUGUCCCCCCACCCAUCAGCCUCCCCCCACCUGUCAGCCUCCCCUCACCCAUCAGCCUCACCCCACAUGUCGGGGUCCCCUCACCCACUGGCGGCCUCUCCACGCCCUGGGGUGUCUCCUCACCCAUCUCAGCAGGGAAGGACACCCCAGUCCUCCCCUCAUCCCGCCCAGAGGCUGCCCACCAGUUCCCCAGCGCAGCUCCCCAGUCACAACUAUCCCAACAGCCUGCCACCAAGCCCUUACUCCACCCACCAGACCACACCACCAUCCAGCACAGCCCCUCCAACUCACCUGGCCCACCCGACCCACCAGGCUAAGUCCCCAGGGUCUCACAUCCCCCAGCCACCCACACACUCAGCCACAGCCCAGCCACACAUCAGCAGACCCCAGCCAGCCAACCCACCCAGUGCCUCCCUCCCCCAGUACCCAGAGUAUCCCCCACAAGAUCACCUUCCACAGACACACCCCCUGCCCUACCCAUCCCACCUUCCCCAUGGGUACACCUCGCCCUACCUCCACCACAUCCAGUCAGCCACAUCCGCUCACACCCGCGCCCCUCACUCCACCCAGCCCUAUCCUUCCUCCCAGCUUCCCCCACCAGCCCAGCCACACCCACCAUCACAGCCUCACCAGCCUUAUCCAUCCAGCCAGCCUCACCCAUCUUCCAAAAUGCAUCCACCACCUUCCCAACAUCAUCCAGUUUCACAAAGCCACCCACCUUCCUCCCAGCACCAUCCACCUUCCUCUCAGCCAACAGCAUCAAAUUCCCACACUCAAUCUUCCACCUCAGAGGCUCAUCCACUUUCUCAUUCCUCAUCUUCCCAGCCACCUACAUCUCAGCUUCCCUCAUCCACCUCACAGACCCACACUCCACCUCAUGCCCAUCCUCACCCACCUGUGUCAGAGGCCCACACGCCAUCACAGGUUGCAACAUCCCAGUCAUACUCUUAUCCACAUACCCAAAGAGUCAACACCAGUGCCCCAGAUACUUCCCAGGCUACUCCACAUACAGCUCCACUUCAUUCCACCACGUACUCCCAAGCUUCCCAAACUACGCAGUCCACUUCACACUCCACGUAUGCUUCUUCUUACUCCCAGCUUAACUCUCAUUCCUCAAGCACUCACUCUCAGCCCUAUGCUCCUCCUCAUUCCUCUCAGUCCACCUCUCAUUCCACUUCUACCACUGUUCAUUCCUCACAACCUUCCCCUUCUCAUUCCACUCACUCACCUUCUUCCACUAACUCUGUGCCUGCCUUGUCCACGUCUUGUCCACCUCCCUCUUCCACCCAUACCACUUCUACCACUCAGCCCUCUUCCUCAGCCCAGCCACAGUCCACCUAUUCCACACAGCCCUCUACUACUCAUUCCACUCAAGCUUCUCCUAGUGCAUCUUAUCCACCUCAUUCCUCACAGCCUGCUACUUACACUUCUCAAUCCUCUUCUGCUGCUACUGCUUCUUAUCCACCUUCCACCACUAAUUCCCAGCCAUCUUCCACCCUACAUCCACCCUCCUCUUCUCAUUCCUCUCAGCCACCAUCUUCUUUUUCAUCUUCCUCUUCUCGUUCCUCACAGCCUCACUUGCCCACACCCACUCAGCCUCCAUCUUCCUCCACACACAUUCCACCCCAUUCAUCCCCCUCCUCACAUCCUAGUCAUGCCCCACCUCACAUCCCCACAGGUCAUUCCUCAUACACGCCCCCAGCAGCCCGUGUUCCAUCCCACAUCACUCAGCCACAUCACCCCCCUUCAACACCUCAUCUUAGUCACCCUCAGCCUCCUGCACAUCCUUCUUAUCCUCAUCCUUCCCAGGGUCCCACACAGGCUCCUCACCCAUCGCAUCCUAGCCAAGCUGCACACCCAUCUCAUCAUCCUCACAGUUCCUACACCCCUGCUCCCCCUCCUCCCUCACACCCUCACUCCUAUGCUCAAGGUUAUCAUCAUCCCACUCACCCUUAUCCUUAUCUCACACAAGGCCACCCACACCCCUCCCUUACACACUCCACCCCACCCACCACUCAGCCUUCUCAGACAUCACCCAGGUCCACCCCAGCUCCUCCCCACCCCCCAGCACACCAUCUUCACCCCUCCCAUCCUUACCCUCAGCAUUCUCAAUCCUAUUAUCCCCACCAGCCCUAUGCUCACUCCUCCCAGGGCCAGCCUCACGCCCCAGCCUCACACUACCCUCGCAGUCACACUCAGCCUGCCUCCCAGCCCGCCAGGAGUCAUUCCACACACUCCAUUCCUCCCCAGGUGCGGCCCCCCCACACCCCUGCCCAGCCUAGCCACUCCCUGUACCCUGCCCAGUCCCCUUCAGCCCCACACACUUCACAGCCUGGCCACAGACCCUCCCCCCACACCCCACAGACCCACCCUGCUCAAGCCCCUCCCCACCACCCCCAUUACCAGGCCACUAGGCUCCCCCACCCCUCUGUCAAGAUGGAGAGUGUCCCUGGAGGCUCUCAGUACAUGGGCUACAUGUACCCUUCCCCCCAGUAUGGCCACCCCCGGCCUGAUGCAGUCCCAGGGAAGGGCUACCCUGACCACACUGCACCCCAGCUUCCAUCGCCAGGCCCCAGGGUGUCCCAGGAGGGCGAUGUGUCCCGUGUGUACACAAAGGGUGAACAGAAAUCAUAUGACCCACCGAGUGGUGGGAUGGCAAAGCCAGAGUCCUGGUCAGCCCAUCCCACCAGUGCCCCGGCCACCGACACCAAGGAGGGUGUGCCUGAAGGCAGCGCUCGGCUGGCAGCUCACCCGGUGCUGCCCGCCCGGCCUGAGACACACAAAACUUCCACUGUGUUUGAGUUCAAAGAAGAGGAUAGCACGCAGCCAGAGCAGCCCCAAUCCAGCAGCAAAGUGUUGGAGCCGGGCAAGGCUGCACUGGCUGAGAAACUGCACAAGAAGAUCCACCGGGUGGAGAGCCAGGAGAACCUGGCAACCAAGAAGGAGAGCAGUCAGGAAUCUGCUCAGACCAAGAAGGAGGAGGUGAAGCCUGAGGAAAAUGAGUGGGAUUCUGGCUUUAAUAAGUUGCUGGAUGAUCUUGCCUCCAACCCUGACACUGUGACCAGCAAAAAGAGCAAGACGUUAGGACGGAGAUACUUGCAGAAGGUCCAAAUUCAGGAGGCCAUCGACAAUGACCUCAUAGCCCUGCCCGUGUCCUAUGCUGUGGAGGAGGAGGAAGAGGAGAGUGAACCAGAACCUCCAGUGAAAUUUAGAGGGAAGUUCAAAAGCAUAAAAGACAAGAAGGUGGAACGCCUCAUUCUGACUUACGCCUCACACUCAGACGAGAGUGCCACCGAGAUGAUUCCCGACGAGGAUGCCAGCGACUUCGAGGAGGAGUUGAAGCGGGAGAUACGUUCUAAAGACAAACGAAGAAGCCAACACAAGAAAUCCUGCAAGAACUAUGAGAGCAGUGGGAGUGAAGUCGGCCGCAAGUCAAGCAGCAGCAGGAAGAGCGGAGGCCGUGGACAGAACAAGGAGAACAAGCCAAAUAACAAACAAGACUUAGAAUAUUCAUACAGCAGCAGCAACAGCAGUGGCAGCAGCAGCAAUAGCAGUAGUGACAGUAGCGGGAGCGACUCCAACAAUGACUCGGACAGUGACGACUCGGACUCAGACGAGGAAUUGAAGCCAAAGAUAAGGAAGAACCGGCGAGGAAAGAAGUGGGACAGCGAGAGCACAGACUCUGAAGUGAUAAUUCCCAGACGUCGGACUCGAGGAGGCUACAGGUCUUCAAGCGAGGAGGAGGUAGUCUGCAAACCCUCACAGAAAAACAAGAAGAGAAGAAAGAAGCAAGACUCAAGUGACUCAGACGAUGUUCCGCCGAAAAUGAGGAGAGGGAAGAGGAAGAAAAAGCUUGACUCGGAUGAGGAUGAGUACGUGGCGCCGAGAAGAGGCAAGAAGAAAGCGAGCGGCAGAAAGAGACAAAAGAAAAGAAUACAGGAGGACUCUGAUGAGGCUUCUGAAGAGGAGGAAGAGGAGGAGGUGACAAAGAAGACAAGAUCAAGGAAGAAGAAAGCUCCAGUAACCAAAAAGAGCAGAAGUAAACGUCUAGUGAGUGAGUCGUCAUCUUCAGACUCGGAGGAGGAGGGAAGUGUGAGGAGAACCAAGAAAGUGACGGGCAAGAGGAAAAAAGGGAACAGGAAGAAACAGAAGAAGGAAGAUGACUCCAGUGAUAACUCGGACAUUCCAACCACCAAGAAGAGCCACUCAAAGACCAACAUCAUUGUGGAGAGUGACAACAGCGACGAUUCCAAGAAAAGUGAACUGGAAGAGAAGAAGGAGAGUGAAAAAUCUUCAUCAAAGGAGAAAUCUGAUGAGGAAAGUUCGUCGACGGAAAAGAUUAAGAAGGAAAAGAAAGUAAAGUCAGAAGAGGAGGAUGAAGAGCAGGAGGAAGAGGGAAGCAUCAAGGUUAAUGAAAAGCAACAAGAGGAGCAGGAGGAAGGGGAUGAGGAGGAGGAAGAGGAGGAGGAUGAUGAUGAUGAUGAACUUGAUCUCAGAAAGGAUUCAGUGGUGGAAAAACUCAAUAAAAUAAGAGAGGAGGAACAGAAAAGGGAAGAUGUGAAAGAGAUGAAGGCUUGGUUCAGUGAGGUGACCAGCGACAUGAAGAAGCAGCUUGGAAACAUGAAGGAGGUAGCUCUCAGGCACUGCUGGAAGAAGCCUCAGUUUGGGGCGGGGGAGGACUUCCUGCACGGGUGGCAGACAGACGUCAAGAAGUACAAGGAGUUGACUGGCAGGUUCCCUAAAAAACUGUGCCAGGCUGCCAAACACCAGGCUGCCCAGUCCCCAACCAAGGGGUCAAGUAAGAAGAACCGUGACCAUGACUCUGGAAAGGACCUGACCCAGAAGCAGGGGUCCUCGCCUGCCAAGAACACCCGCAGCAAGUCGGGCAUCAUCAAGACCAGCAUGUCUGUGGUGGAUGACGAGCGGCUGAAGGUUGCAGCACGGCCGGAGAUCAGCAGCGUCAUGCAGAGGUUCUUCGACAAGGUUCUGGCAGACUCCAGCAACGACUGCACCAAGGGAGGGCUCUCAGGGAAGAAAUUCCACCUUGGCCCGUUCUCAGGGUUCGGUGCCCAGCGCGUCCCAACUGGCCUCACCCCAACGCCCUCCGUGGCCCCGUCCAUGAUGGCCAGCGAUGACUCCGACCUGGACUCCCUUGCCAGCCUGAGGACGGACCUCCCAGCCUCGGACAGCAUCCCCGUGUCCAGGCGGUCCAUUGCCAGCAGCCUCCUCAAGAAGUUUGGACGGAAGUAUAACGACAAGAAGCUCAACGCCCUGUACCUGAACAAGCCCAGAUCCAUCCUGGCAGCCACCAACAAGCCCCAGCUGCUGCCCACACCUGGCAUGCCCACCACAGAGCAGGACCUCAAGGGCAUGUCACCCGACGAGCUGAAGAUGGCUACCUUCUUCAGGAGAGAGACUGUGAAUAACUACAGAGACAACUUUGAGGUGAUCGUGACCAAGAACGGAAUCAACGAGUUCAUCCCCAUAAUGUACCAGUCCAGGACGCGCAACAAGACCAAGCAGAUCCAGGACGCCGCCACCCUCAAGUCGGUGUUUGGCUCGGACAUUCCUCCACACCUCCUGAAGAAGGUGGAGGAGAUCAAGACCAAGAAGCAGCUCAAGAAAGCACAAAAGAAGGAGGAGGCAAAGGCAGGGACCAAGGAGGAUGGUUCCCCUGUCCCUGGGAGUCGAGCCAGCACGCCGGCGGGCUCCCUCAUGGCCCCAGGGGAGGAGGACGACGACUCAGAGCUAAGAAGUGAGCGGUCGGGGUCUGUGCUGGGCGAGUCUUCGGCCCCACAGGCGACCAAGCGGGCCAAGAGGAAGUUCAGGAAGUUCAGGAGUGGGUUUGACUACAUUAGAAAGAAGAAGAAAGUAAAGGCGGAUGAUGAGGCGACGCCAUCCAGGAAACGCAUUCCUGUCCGGAGGCACGUCAACUGGCCUGAGGAGAGCCGUGACGUGGCAGCCGAAGUGCGCAGCUGGGUGGUGAACAAAGGCCUGGGUGAGACAGUCCUACACAAAGCUGCCCGUCUGCAGUACCAUGAUGUGGUGGUGUACUGUGCUGAGAGUCCGGACUUCGACAUCAAUGUUCGGGACAAUGCUGGGUACACUCCCCUGCACGAGGCUUGCAACAGAGGCCACCUGGAUAUUGCACAGGUGCUGUGUGCCCACGGUGCCCAUGUCAAUGCCCCGGGCUACAAGGGCAUGCGGCCGCUGCACGAGGCUGUGGAGAACGGCCACGGGGAGCUGGCCCGCCUGCUGCUGGCCUAUGGGGCUGAUCCAGCCCUCACCACCUAUGCUGGCCAGACCUGCCUGGCUCUCUGUGCUGACACUCAAACCCUGGAGCUGAUGGAGGGCUACCUGGCAGACCUCAAGGGCUGGCCAGGCUCCAUGUGGCACUUCACUGGCCCAGCGAGACUCUUCGACCCCGAGGAGCAAGGGUGUGAUGUGUUCCGCAACAUCCCGGAAGGCAAGCUGAAGGCGAGGGAGAGCAGCUUGUGCCCAAAGAGACAAGCCGUGGAGAGUCCGGCGAAAACUCCUUGUGUGGUGAAGACCGAAGACGUGACCCAAGACUGCAGUGAAGAGAACACGCAGAAGAGUGUGGAGAAAGUUGCGUCAGAGACAGGAGGAGCUACCAAGGAAGGAGGAGACACUCCUUCUGGGGCAGAAAACAGCAGCAUGGUUCUGGUGUCCAUAAAGAAGGAAGUCAUGACUGAGGACCAAGUGGAAGGAGGGAAGGAGGAGGAGGAAUCACAAAAGGAGGAAAUGGAGAGAAACACUCAGGAAGAGAAGGAGGAGAGUGAGGAGUCAGACCUAGAGGAGAUGACAUUUAUGUGGAGUGAGGAGCCAAUAGUGGACAUUUAUGAGGUGGAGGGACGGCCGCACCAGUACUGCCUGCUGCGGGAGGUGACGCGGCAGCUUGGGGUGAGCCGCCGGGACCUCAUCGUGGCGGCCAAGACCAUCGAGACCCUGACGGUGUCCCCGGAGGAGUUUGAGAGCCGCGUGUACAGCUGUGUGUGUGGCACGUCGCGCUGGCAGCCGGACGGGGGCCGUGUGGAGCUGGUCCGGCUGACAGCUGCCCUGGAACGCCUGCUUGGCCUGCAGACGGUGGCUGUGCGGUGAGCAGCAGCGGCGGCGGCGGCCAAGAGGAGCACGGAGUCACUUUUUUACUUACGUACGUUGAUGUUUUAAUCGACGUUGCAUUUUCCCAAAUGCCGAGACCUUCACUUAGCAUUGUUACCGUGAUUGACAAUGAUUAAUAGGCCACGUUUGCAUGUGUGUGUGUACGUGUGUGUGUGCGUGUGUGUGCUUCAUGUUUGUGUACAUGUUAUACAUGUACACAUACAUGAAAUAAUAUUCUGCAGAGAUAACUUACUCUGUGAUACAUUUUAUCAAAGAUUUACAUAAACUGUGAUAGAUCUCGAGGAGGGAUAGAGUGAGAGUGAGAGAGGCAGAGGGAGGGAAGCCCAGCAAUGGCAAGGAGACAACUGCCCUGUUUUUUCCACGCCACAAAGACCUCGGCUGCCAGAGACUAUUUUUACCUUGACGUGUUGGCCAGGCGGGGCCGAGGCGUCGGUGGCGGGCGGGCGAGUGCAAUGGGCAGGCGGGGCGAGGCGGGGCCCUGCCGGUGGUGCGAGAGAUUACUACUCUGUACAAAUGAUGCUUACCACAGGCUAGCAGUAGUGUACAUAACGAGUCUGGGUGUUAGUAGCAGAACCUUCACAUCAGAUGACUGUUAAUAAAUGUUUUAAUGAAAGAUUAUUAAUUAUUAUUAUAAUUAUUAUUAUCAUUAUCAUCAUCAUGAUCAUUAUUUCUGCUGCUGCUGCUGCUGAUGCUGCUGCUGUAAUAUUAUAAUAAUUAUUAUUGAAGUAACUUAUCUUGCUUGUCGUGUGUCUGUCUGUGUGAGUAUGCAGAUGUGUGAGUAAUGUGCAAUUGAACUUAAAUAUAUUUUCUAUGUAAUGUAUUGCCAUGUAAAUAUAUAUUCAGAAAUAUAUA
Messenger RNA from Scylla paramamosain (green mud crab), 11295 nucleotides. Its product is annotated as mucin-12-like. The transcript is spliced from 7 exons. The record is from RefSeq and is a predicted model, not a curated record. NCBI's taxonomy places the organism in Eukaryota, Metazoa, Arthropoda, Malacostraca, Decapoda, Portunidae. The coding region runs from base 679 to 10422 and encodes 3247 amino acids. Gene Ontology annotation, molecular function: transcription corepressor activity; protein binding. Gene Ontology annotation, cellular component: nucleus. Gene Ontology annotation, biological process: negative regulation of transcription by RNA polymerase II.